This is a messenger RNA of Anoplophora glabripennis (Asian longhorned beetle), 516 nucleotides long. RefSeq lists its product as uncharacterized. The coding region runs from base 1 to 516 and encodes 171 amino acids. The record is from RefSeq and is a predicted model, not a curated record. The transcript has 3 exons. NCBI's taxonomy places the organism in Eukaryota, Metazoa, Arthropoda, Insecta, Coleoptera, Cerambycidae.
AUGAAACUCCCGUUCCACACCAUUCUGGGUCCGAUAUUUAGGAAAAAUCAGAAGAAUAUCAAGAUACUUUGCGGUUAUCCUGCGCUGCAGUUUGCCCCUAUUUACGUCGCGAUUCUGGGGGUGCUAGGAGUGAUCCUCAGCAUAUUCGAUAUAGUCCGAAUUAUAAGAUGUGGUCCAGUUUUACCAGGAUACCUUUGGCGAGAGAGGUUAAAAGCAGGAAAAUUGGUGACUCCUGAAGCUGAAAGAGACUGUAAACUGGUCUGCCUGGUGUUAUCAUCUGAAUAUUACCUGUUCCUGUUAGUUGGAUUAUCAACGAACAACCCAAUAUUCUUCCUCCCGUUUCUGAUGCUGUACGCGGUGAUAAUUUUUCUGGAGUUGCUGAUAUUCUUCAUUAGGGCCUUCGUGGAAGGCAUAGAUUUUAAAAAGUGCGGACUUAUCAUGUCUUUGUUCAUGGUAUACAACUGGUUGUCUGUUUUCUGUACGUUUGCGCGUGCUAUGACGGCGUGCGACAUAUAA